AUGUGUGUCAGAGGUACCGGCAACGCAUUAGAACUUUCUAGAAGCAUCGUUUGCAAUAAAACAUCAGCAAAAAUGUCGGCCGUCGUAAAUAUGAUGGACAUGCAACAAAUUGAGUUUCGUGCCGUUAUUAAAUUUCUCACAAAACAAGGGAAAGGACCACAGACUAUUUUAAGUGAAAUGAAAGCCGUCUACGGUGCUCAAUGCCCUGGCAAAACCAUGAUAUAUAAAUGGUAUGGGCUCUUCCAACAGGGUAGAGAGAUGAUAGAAGACAGACCUCGAGCACUGACCCUGAAACGCCGGCGUGAAGCUUCUCCUGUUUUCGAUGAUAGCUUUAUUGAUAGAAUACAAAAUGAACUUCUAGAUGCUGAGGCUGCUGCAUGUUGAAACAUGCACAACUUCAUGUUGUUUUGAAAUUAUGCCAGCAUUCACAAGAUCUUUUUAUGUAAAUAAAAUCACCUCAGAGUGCUGGACUAAGGAUAACUUUGUGUAGAAACAAAACAGCAAUCACUAAACUAUUAGAAUUUGGUUGUUUAGUUCUUCAAAGCACAUUUUAGAUAGUCCUUUGACAUGAUCUAGAAAAGAUUAGUCUGAGGUGAGUGUUAAAUCAGUGCUAGCAGCACAGAAUGAGAAAGUCGUUGGAUACUAUUGAUGGAUAUAAGAAAUUGAGGGAUAGAAAUUAGAUUUUUAACAAAGUUUAUUGUAUAAGGCUCAUUUCACAAGCAUGUAAAUUCCAUUUACUCCUAAGUAUUAUUGUAUUGCGGCUCAAAAUAUUAGUAUUAUGAUCUCACAUUUCACUAAGUUAUUACUUUAUUUUAUAUUCACAUUAGUAUUAUAUAAUAAUAUUUUAUAAAAUCAAACUUGUAAUGAUCUUAGCACUAACAUAACUCUAUAAGUGUGUUUACAUGUAGUUGUAAUACUUUAAUAUGCAAAACAAUGAAAUAAUUUAAUCAACAGUAAUACAAUUUUAUAAUAAAUGUGUAGUUAUAACACUUGUCAAUGCAUUAUUCUAAAAUAUUAACUGAAUAAAACAUAAUCAAUUCCUUCAAUGAGAUUUAAUGAUUGGAGAUUCUUUUCAAAUUCACCAUUUGUCAUGUCUAAUUUAAAGCAUAUAAGUAAAGGAGGCUUUGCAUCUGCAAAAUGAAUUACUGGCAAUUUAGCCAAUACUUUUCUUUCAAUAGGGCAGUAUAGUUCCACAUAUUGCCCUAUUUUGUUCUUGUCAACAUCACAAAAUGCCACAACUUUGUUUAAGUUUUCUGAAUUCAAGGCUCGAACUAAUCUUCUGCCAGCUUUUCCUGCAUUCCAAACUGUAAAAUGAUUCCAAUUAGGAAAGAUAUGUUUUUGUAAUCUUUCUAGUUGGACUUGCCAAAUAUUUUCUCUUUUGACAGAAAAUGUAGCUGCGUUUUCAUGGUAGGCAUACACUACCAGUUCCUUUUCUACUCUAUACAGGUCUCCUCCAGUGUCCAAAUGAGCAUAGAAAAAUAUCAGAUCUUCUGGUGUUCCACGGCCAGUUUCCACAAACCCACCAACCUUGUCAUAUACACUUCUAUGGCAGAACCAUGUAGGCAUUAGCAAAGUAGGUCCAUUGGAUGUGUAUAUUUGAUUCCUGAGCUGCUGGCUGUUAAGAUUAUUAGCCCACUGAACAUAACGUGGAGUUGAGUCUUUAGGUACUCUGAAUAUUUUACUGCCAAUAAUUGCAUUUGGUCUUGAUGUUGCAGCAUUCCACUGUAGCUCUAUUCUCUCAGAUAGCAUUAUAUCAUCUAUAUCUUGAAAACAUAAAUAUUUGCCAGUGCUUAUUUUUAUGGCACCAUUUUUUGCAGCACCUACACCUUUUGAAGUUUUGCUACUCAAUGUAACGAAACCAACUCCUUGCCUCUUAAACCAUUCCUUCCAUUUUUGUAACAGUUCUGGAGUAUUAUCUGAACUGCCAUCAUUAUAAACAGCAAUUUCAAUCUUUACAUCAGCUGUUUUCAAUAUCGUUUGUUUUGCUAUAGAAUUCAUACAACUAUCUAUCCACUCUUCGCCAUUAUGUACUGGUAUGAUUAUAGAAAUAUCAGUCAUUAUUUCUUAUAGGUGGACAUUAAUGGGAGUAAUGAGCAGAUUAUUAUACGG
This is a messenger RNA of Spodoptera littoralis (African cotton leafworm), 2109 nucleotides long. The record is from the annotation of a GenBank genome assembly. NCBI's taxonomy places the organism in Eukaryota, Metazoa, Arthropoda, Insecta, Lepidoptera, Noctuidae.